Peromyscus californicus insignis is the source of this 7798-nucleotide messenger RNA. RefSeq names its product relaxin family peptide/INSL5 receptor 4 (gene Rxfp4). Gene Ontology annotation, molecular function: G protein-coupled receptor activity. Gene Ontology annotation, biological process: G protein-coupled receptor signaling pathway; immune response. The transcript has a single exon. NCBI's taxonomy places the organism in Eukaryota, Metazoa, Chordata, Mammalia, Rodentia, Cricetidae. Gene Ontology annotation, cellular component: membrane. Bases 1348 to 2589 code for a protein of 413 amino acids. The record is from RefSeq and is a predicted model, not a curated record.
GGGUGCAGGGAACCCAACUCAGGUCUUCUUCAAGAGCAACAAAUACUUCUAACUACUGAGGCAUCUCUAGCCCCAAUUUACAAAAAAUAUUUAAAUAGUAUUUAUUUGCAUACAUGGGCAUGGAUGUGCAGCGUGUUACUGAAUGCAUGCUAAUGUCAGAGGAGAGCUUUCAGGGGUCUCUUCUCUCCCUCCACCAUGUGGGUCCUGGGGACCCAGUUCAAGCUGUCAGACUGGGCAAGCAGGCUCCUUCAUCAAGUCCAAAACCUGUUUGGGUUUUUUUUAUAGUUUGGAGACAGGGUCUCACCAUGUGACCCUGGCUGGCCUGGAACUUGUUAUGUAGAGUCAGCACACUGUCAAACCUGGUCUUUAAAUCAUUUCCUCUUAUGUUUUUAAUUUAGUAGUGUUGGGGGCUGCAUACCACUGGGCAUGUAUGAAGGUCACCAGAGAAGUCUGUGGUGUCCGCUCUUCCACCUUCAUGUAGGGUCCAGGGACUAAACGCAGCUCAGCAGCCUUGUGCAACAAGGGCCUCUACCCACUGAACCAUCUCCGUGGCCCUACUUAGUUUUCUGAGAUCAUGUCUUGGUAUAUUGUGAAGGUUGGCCUUCAAGUCCUGGGCUCAGGUGAUACAGUCGCCUUGCAGAUAGCAGUGACCAUGGGCACUUGCCACCCCACUGAAUUUUUUUUUUGUAUAUGUUUAACAUUUGACACACACACACACACACACAGAGGCUACAGCAUGAGUGUGGAGGUCAAAGGGCAGUUUGUGUCAGUUUCUCUGUGUGGAUCCUGGAGAUUGAAGUCAUCAGGCUUAGCAGCACGCCCUUUACCCAUGGAGCCAGUAUCUGCUCACCAACGCUUAAAGAAACACACUCGGGAGAGUUAACACAACUCACUUAAAGGCACAGUAGCUGUGGGGCAUGAGGCACGUUUGUUCCUCUCCCUGACUUCCAUUCUGCCUCUCUAUCCCCAUAUUCCUCUUCUUUCAGCAGAGGGCUCUCUGCACCCUGCUCAGAGUACAGGGACUCCUGGUUUGCUUGUCACUCCAGACGUCUCUAGUUUCUCCCUUUUCCUCUGUUAUACACAUAUUUGCAGAGUGGAAAUGUCCGUCCCUUGUGCCGCCCCACCCAGCACUGUUGUCCAACAGGGAAGAGGUAGGCUGUUCUACCCACACCCCUCCCUCUUAGGUGUGAGCAUGGGCAGGGGCUCCUGCACCUUAAAGCUCCAGACCAACACCCAGAUUCCAGGUCCUUCUGCUCUCCUGCCGAGACUGCUGUGGCGCCUGCCAGUCCAGCAGAGAGACACUCGCUGGCUCCCCUGCUCUGCUCCAGCAACCUCCGAUGCCUUGUGAUGGCCACAUCCAAUUCUUCUGCCUCUCUGCCCACCCUCUUCUGGGUCAAUGGCUCUGGAGACAGCGUGCUGAAUACUGAUGGUGCCGCAAUGCCCGUCCAGUUCCUUGCUCUGAGGAUCAUAGUUGCCCUGGCCUAUGGACUUGUAGGUAUCAUCGGCUUGCUGGGAAAUUUGGCUGUACUGUGGGUGCUAAGUAACUGUGCUCAGCGUGCGCCUGGCCCACCUUCUGACACCUUUGUCUUCAGCCUGGCUCUGGCAGACCUGGGGCUGGCCCUCACUCUCCCUUUCUGGGCAACUGAGUCAGCACUGGACUUCCACUGGCCUUUCGGAAGUACCCUCUGCAAGAUAGUCCUGACGACCACUGUCCUCAGCAUCUAUGCCAGCAUCUUCCUCAUCACCGCGCUGAGUGUGGCCAGAUACUGGGUGGUGGCCAUGGCUGUGGGACCAGGCAGUCACCUCUCUGUCUUCUGGGCCCGUGUGGUCACCCUGGCAGUGUGGGUGGCAGCCGCCCUGGUGACUGUACCCACAGCAAUCUUUGGGGCCGAGGGUGAGUUGUGGGGCGUGCGCCUCUGCCUUCUGCGUUUCCCCAGCAAAUACUGGCUGGGGGCAUACCAGCUACAGAGGGUAGUUCUGGCCUUCAUUGUGCCCUUGGGCGUCAUCACCACCAGCUACCUGCUGCUGCUGGCCUUUCUACAGCGUCAGCCGCGAUGCAGGCCCCGACAGUGGCAGGACAGCCAAGUGGUGGCCCGCUCUGUCCGGAUCCUGGUGGCUUCCUUCAUCCUCUGCUGGCUUCCCAACCAUGUGGUCACUCUCUGGGGUAUUCUGGUCAAGUUUGACCUGGUGCCCUGGGACAGCACUUUCUACAUCAUCCAUACUUACGUCUUUCCUGUCACCACCUGCUUGGCACACAGCAACAGCUGCCUCAACCCUGUGCUCUACUGUCUCCUCCGGCGCAAACCUCGGCAGGUUCUGGUCAGCUCCUUCAGGGAUCUUUGGUCAAGACUGUGGCCCCAGAGCAAGGCCUGUGUGGAGCAAGUGGCCCUCAAGGAGGUAGGUGGGAGAUGGGUAGCCAGCACCCAGGAGAGUGGCCCUUCUACAACACGCAGAAACACAAAGGGACACCUGGAUGAAGGAUGCAACCUGGACACUCCCUUCUCUGAGAUCUACCGGGGGCACAACCCACAGGUUCUGGGGAGAAGCUGCUCUCUCUGCCAGGCUGCAGGGUCCCCAGGAGAAGUCUGAUCUUUGAUCAUCAGCUCUGGUCAGGACCUAGAAGCUGGAGCCCAGGCAAAGGUGGGCGUGGCAAAGCUUGUCUCUAGAGAUGGCAGAGAGAAACAGAAUAAAACUCUGGAUUAUCCACAGACUGUCUUGACCUUUCAUGCCAGUACAGCACAGCGUAACUUCCUGUAUGGGGUCUAGACUAACAGGUCAGAAAUCGGUUCUCCCUGUCCCACUCCCUUCAGAACAGGGUAUCCAUCAUGCCUCUUUGGUACCAAAACCAAAAAUGCCUUCUCUGGCCACUCAGAUGUACCCACAGAAAGGAUGCAGAGCCUCCCUUUUGCUGCAGGAAGAUGCCAGGGUGGGGCUUGCUGGACUCUCCAGGACCUGUCAGGAGGUACUGGAUGUGUAGCCUGGUGAGAACAGUGAAUAGACCUGUCUCCUCCUAUCAAGGAUUGAAGGGAGAUGAUUAGAAGGGAAAGCCAUGGUGAGGUGGACAGAGGUGAGAGGUGCGGAGGAGGUCAGGAGGAUCAGACCCAAGAAUCAGAAACCAGAGGCUAGUUACUCCCAGUAGCGUGCCAGAGCUCGUGGGUGUGAACCUUCCCCUCAGGCAAAUCACCUCUGUACAUCAGUUUUCUUUUUUUUUUUUAUAUUGGAGACAGGGUCACAUGUGACUCAGGCUGGCCUCAAACUAUGUAGCUGAGGGCAGCUUUGAACUCUAAUUUUGAUCCCAAAUGCUAAAAUUAUAGGCAUGGGCCAACACAUUUAGCUUUUUUGGUUUUGUUUUGCUUUCCAAGGCAGGGUUUGUCUGUACAACAGCCCUGGCUGCCCUUGAACUCACCGUAGAUCAGGUUGGCCUCAAAGUCACAGAGAUCCAUCUGCCUCUACCUCCCAAGUGCUGGGAUCAAAGAUGUGUGCCACCACCACCCAGCUACGUUUAGCCUUUUUAGUUCAGCUUAUUCUUGCCUCCUUUUUCUCCCUUUGUGUGUGUGUGCAUUUGUGUGUUGACACUUGCAUAUGUGGAUGCCAGAGGCAGAUGUAAGGUUUCUUCUUCAACUUAUCUCUCUGUGUCUCUGUCUCUGUCUCUGUCUCAAAGACAGGGUCAUACUAUGUAGCCCUACUGACCUGGAACUCACUAUGUAGACCAGAGAUCCACCUGCCUCUGCUUCCCAAGGGCUGGGAUUACCGGCAUGUGCCACCACACCUUGUUCUUUGAAAAAUUACACUUGGUGGGGCAAGAAGACGUGCUACUCACUCAUGAAAGCAGAGGACAGCAAAGAGUCUGGUCUCUCUUUCUACCAUCUGAGAUUCAGGGAUUGAGUUUAGAUUAUCAAGCUUGGUGGCAAGGACUUCUACCUGUUGAAGUAUUUUGUUUUUGGUUUUUGUGUGUGCCUGCACGAAUAUUAAUUUGUUGGUUUUUGUUUUGUUUUCUUUUUUAAUAUAUAAUUUAUUUUUAGCUUAUGUGCAUUGGUGUUUUGCCUGCAUAUGUGUCUGUGUGAGGGUGUCAGAUCUCCUGGAACUGGAGUUACAGACAGCUGUGAGCUGCCAUAUUGGUGCUGGGAAUUGAACCCGGAUCCUAUGGAAGAGCAGCCAGUGCUCUUAACCUCUGAGUUCUCUCCAUCAGUUCAAGUAAUUUUCUAAACCCUCCACAUGCUUUUCUUUAGAGACAAGGUUUCUCUAUGUGGCCAUGGCUGUGCUGGAAAUUACUCUGUAGACCAGGCUGACUCUGAAUUCAGAGAUCCACUGUCUCCUGAGUAUUGAGAUUAAAGGUGUGUGUCACAGUAUGGGGUGCUAGGAACCAGAUUCAGGUCCUGUGGAAGAUCAGGAAGCACUCUUGACUGCCAAGCUAGCUCUCCAGCCCCGUUCCACUUUUGAGAAAGGGUCUCUCAAUGACCUUGAAGCUGAGCUAUUGGCCUGACUGGCUGAGCAGUCAGAUUCAGCUGCUGCUAUACCUGGUUUUUAUGUGAGUGCCAGGGACCAUACUCAGGUCCUCAUGGCUGUAUAGCAAGUAUUAUAUUGAGCCAUCUAUUCAAUGCAGCCCUAUGUGUGUGCACGUAUGUGCAUGUGUGCGCGCAGUGGCUCAGAUUGGACUCCAACUCAAUAUGUAGCCAACGCUGGCCUUGAACUCCUGAUUCUCUUGUCUUUCCCUCCCAAGUAUUGCGGUUAUAGAUGGGUGCUGCCAUGCCCAGCUUUCUUUCAGUUUUCUAGAGGCUGGGAAUGUAUCUCAGUUGAUGGAGUGCUUGUCUAAUCCCUUAAGUUCAAGAUCUUCCUAAACUACACGAAGAGUCCAGGACCCGCUCCGGCAGGAGACUAUCUCAAAGGUGAGAGGCUAGUGAGGAUUCACUAUUAUUUGCAUAUUAUUGUGACUAUUGCUGGCAUCUUCCAUGUAAAAUGGAAAGGAGGAAAUAAGGACCGCUGAGAGACAGGCAUGGGGGAGCCGUCCAGGUCUGGUCUAUUAUUUUACAUGUCCUGGUGUGUGGAGUAUAAUGAAAGUCUCACAUAAAAAAAGAUCUGGUCAUGCAUACCCACACAUGCACACCAUCGACACACAUACAGAAUAAAAUAAUUUUUAAAGGGGAAGCAAGAUGGCACAGCAGGGAAAAUACUCGGCACACAAGCCUGGCAGCCUGGGUUGAACUGCCAAGUCCACAUAAAGGUGGACCGAGAGGCCCACGUAUGCGCAGUUGUUCUCUUAAUUUUCACACAUGUGCUCUGACAUGCACAUCACCACACACACGACCACUUCCUAAAAUUAGAAACAAUAACCAAAGCAAACACAGGGAGAGAGCUGUGGGUAGUGUUUGGAGCAAAUGUGCUGAGUCCCUGACUUCAGUUCAGGAUCUAGCAGCCAAUGUAAAAACACACCGGACACAGUGGUCCUGGGCAGGAGGAAGACGGGAGAAUCCCUGAGACUCACUGGCCACUCUAGCCAAAUCAGCAAGCUUCAGUGACAUACUCAGAAAUCCAGGUGAAGAGCAGUCAAGGAUGAAACCAACAUCAAGCUCUUCGAAGAGACAGACACUAACUAAAGGGUUAGUCCUUCAAAGCCCCCUUUCCAAGUGUCCUCUGAGCACAGGGUCCCCUUUGCUUCCAUCUUCAUUGAAAACCGUAAUGACCUAAAUCGUUCAUCACGAAGAAUCUUGCUGGGGGCUGCUUCCGGAAUGAAGGGGAAGCAGCAGAUGGAUGGAGGUCCUACUCCGUCUGCUCCCUUCAGGACUAGGCUCUGGGGAUGCUUUAUAACCAGGAUAUGACCAGCCACUCCAAACCCCAGAAUGGCAGCACCCUGUGGAGGGGAAGCCACAAUACCUCCAGGCGCCACUGCCUGUUCCACCCGGUUACCCAGAAGCUUUGAAGAGUCGCCCAACUCACAACAUAUUAAAGGAUGGGAACGAGGUUUAAUUAGCCUCUUGAUGUUUAAUUUCCUCUUUUUGAUAAUGUUUAAACUGGCUCCAAAAUGCCAGGUCUAUUCCUAGCCAUUCAGGAAGGUGGGAAAUCCUCCCCUACCUAAGCAUUCUUCCUCCUGUCCCAGCAGUGCCUCUAAUGGCCUGGCUGGGCCGGAUAUUGCCUUCUCUGGGGGCAUCUGCUUUACAGAUCCCCGGGGAUAAAUAUUGACAAAACUAACUCAACUAACUGCGUGUAGCCCUACUUUUGAUGGAGCAGGAUGGAGGAAAGAAGGGUGUGGUGAUGGAGAGCUGAGUACCCAGGCUUGGAGCCUCCUCGAAGGGGGCAGUAUGGUUUAGGCAAGGAGCUGACCCCUGGCUGCCAGAACACAUUGUCACAGAGGUUUGAAAUGGCAGCAGAGGAGACAGCAAUUAAGAGCAGGGUUAGGGAGGGGGAAGACCUAGGGACCGAUGAUGACAGGAGGGUGGGACUGGCUCUGGGCUGAUGAUGAGAUGGAAUUAUGGUAAUAAGGCAGCCGAAGCAACCCAGCUUCUUGGAACUCACUCUGGGACUCAGUUUCCAGGGUCUAGGUUUUUCCCCUGGGCCCUCUGGAGAAUGUUGGGAAACGGUAUUCCUUUUCUUUCCCUGACUCUACCACAGUCUCUUCUACUUGCCCUUUGCCUGCUUAGUGCUGCCCGGAACACGGCUACUGAGCCAUCAGAAUGCUUGAAACUGUAUGCGGCUGCUGGUAAGGCAGAGGGACAGAGCAGAGGGAGCUGAGGGCUGGCUUCUUGGCCUGGCAACUUUUUGCACCCAUUGUGUAAAAGAAAAACACCAGAGGCUGGGCAUACUGGCUCAUGCCUGUAAUUCCAACAUUUGGGAGGCUGAGGCAAGGGGGAUGAUGUGAGUCCAAGGCCAGCCUGGGCUUCACUGCGAGACCUUCUCUCAAAAAUAAUAAUAAAGUAAAUAAAUAAAUAUAUAAAACCAUUCCUACGGCCCAAGAAUCCCGUGAUUGGAUAGAAAGGGCCUCAGGAGGGCCAGAGGCUGACAGCGGGGAGGGUGCUGGUAGCUCCUCAAAGCCUGCUGCCCAUGCAAUUUCAAUUCUCCUUUUUCGUCGGGGUCCUGAGACCCUUCUCCUCACCCUACCUCACAGGCCGUGGGGGUGUGCAUGCACUGACCCUGCCCCGUGGCCAAAGUGUGGGGCCUAGAAACAGGAAGCGGGAUGAGCGAAAACCAAGAACUGAAACCAGUUACUGCCUUUCCACUGGGCAGCGUGCACAGGCUGCUCCUCUGAGAACUCAGCCCUGGGCUCUGACACUGUGGGAACGAACCACAGGGAGGAGGGGGCAGGAACAAGAGGGGUGGCGGGAGCCAGAUGUGCUCUCCAAGCACAGCAUACAAAUGAGAUGCAAAUGGCCUUUCUAAUAUUGGAGAGCCUGAGUGCUACUUCAUUUCCAUCCAUCCUUGUAAUUCUGAGACUUUUAACAAGGGUUUGGGCAGUUGUUUUUUUUUUUUUUUUUUUUCCGUGCCCUCUUCAGUGAGGUAGUGGCAGCCCCUUCACAGAAACCCGUGGUCACUGCCUGGCUGCAGGCACCGCAAUCCUCAGAAUGGGCCAUUGAGACAGCACCUCAUGCAUUUCAGGUCUUUAAUGUUUCCCUGCUCGGGCCUUUGCUCUCUUUGUUGCUCUGUCUCUGUCUUGUUUUUUUUUUUUUUUUUUUUUAACAAAUCGGCAGACAAAUGGCUAUUGCUGGUCGGUAUUAGGGUUGCAUUCAACCCCUCCCCCCAGUCUUGCUUACAUUUCAACCGUAGUUGCCAUAGUGGGAGAUGAGGUGAGGGUUCGUAGAGGUUUCCC